CAACGCAAUCAGCGACAAUUCUGUCAAGGCAUCCGGAAACCGUAACAAAGCGGUAUUAUGACCCGAUCGCGGCUAUCUGGGGCCGCAAUCAAGCAUGUUGUUUCCCUUCCGACCCGUGGUUUCAUCUGUCGGAGCUGCCUACAGCAAAUAAGGCAGUUGAGGACAUCUACUCCAUUGGGAUCUCCUGCACAACAGUCAUCUCCCUUCAGUGCUAGCAGCAGUCUCUCCGUGUCAUCUUCUUGCUCUUCUUUUCCUUGGACUGCAAGAAGAAGACGGCAAACGCAAUCAGAACUAAAGGCUGCACGAGUGUCAAACGACCGCAAAUUCAGCACCAGCUUCGCGGCAUACGAACGGGACGAACAACCAUCAAGGCCAGCAAAUAAUGAAAUUAUACCUCUGCGCAAGCAAUUAAAAGAGGAAGCGAAGCUUAAAAAGAAUACCGGUGGUGGUGGAAAGAAAAAAGGGGCCAGAAAUGAUGACAAAAGUAAGGACUGGGAAUUGACUGUUGGCAUUGAGAUUCAUGCGCAACUCAAUACUGAGCAUAAGCUUUUUUCUAAGGCUGCGACCUCGAUCAACGAUUCGCCGAAUACACAUGUGGCUCUUUUUGAUGCAGCAUUUCCCGGAACGCAGCCUGACUUUCAAAAAGAGACAUUGAUACCGGCUCUGAGAGCAGCAGUGGCACUGGAUUGCGAAGUUCAGCGGACGAGCCGAUUUGAUAGAAAACACUAUUUCUAUCAGGAUCAGCCGAAUGGAUACCAGAUUACGCAGUACUAUGAACCAUUUGCCAAGAACGGUUUUCUAGUCCUCCAUGACUACGAUGAUAUUGACCCGGCAGACGGAAAGAAGGUUGAAAUUGGGAUCAAGCAAAUCCAAAUGGAGCAGGAUACAGCUCGAACAAUAUUGCAACCCCCUUCGACACACUUGCUCGACUUCAACCGUGUCUCACAUCCACUCAUUGAAAUUAUUACGCUCCCACACAUUCAUCACCCUGCCACUGCGGCUGCAUGUGUCCGGAAGUUACAAGGGAUCCUGAAGCGCGUGGGGGCUGUUACUACUGGCAUGGAAAUGGGAGGUCUUCGUGCUGACGUUAACGUGUCUGUCCGACCAAGAGACCGAUCCAAGCACUUUAGCCAAGGGCAAGCAUACUCGGGCGUAGAUGGGCUCGGGCAGAGGACGGAAAUUAAAAACCUCAGCAGCUUCAAAGCCAUUGAGGAUGCAAUUAUCGCUGAGCGUGAUCGACAAAUCAGUGUGCUCGAAGCCGGCGGAGUGAUUGAAGGCGAAACUCGAGGCUGGAGUUUGGGAAGUACAGAGACUCGCAAGUUGCGCGGCAAAGAGGGCGAGAUUGAUUACCGGUACAUGCCUGAUCCAGAUCUGGGUCCUGUUAUUAUUGAUGAGAGCCUAGUACAUUAUAUCAAGGCGGGAUUGCCGCAGACGCCAGAUGAGGACUUGAGACAUUUGGUGGCUGAUCAUCGGCUUAGCGUUAAGGAUGCCAAGACGUUGAUUAUGAUUGAUGAUGGAACUCGCUUGGAUUACUACGAGGAUGUGGCAGAGAAAGUGCACAUCGUGACUGGCCAAACCGAUUCGGAGCAGAUUUAUAAAUGGGCUGCAAAUUGGACACUGCAUGAGCUUGGCGGGCUCUUGACCGUUGCUGAAAAGACGUGGGACGAGAAUCCAGUGUCGUCGGACAAACUGGCAGACAUUUUGAUUCAUCUUUAUCACAGCAAGAUUACUGGAGCCACCGCGAAGCAGCUACUGGCGAAAGUGUUCCGCGGUGACAUUCGUUCCAUCGAAGAGAUUAUCGAGGAAGAGGAUCUGUUGCUGCGACCCAUGGCACGAGAUGAGUAUUUGGCAUUGGCGCAGGAGUUGCUCGCGGAGAAUGAGGCCAUGGUGGAGCAAAUCCAGAGUAAGGGACAGGUAGGCAAGGUGAAGUGGUUUGUGGGGCAGAUGAUGCGACGCGGGGAAAAGGGACGGGUGGAAGCGGUCAAGGCAGAAGGGAUUUUGCGGGAAUUGCUGGGGCUAGAUGGUACUAGAGAUGAGAUAUAGAUGAGCGAUCAUAUUAGAUAUGAGUCAGAUAAAUAGCAUGUGUCGAUAUGAUAG
This is a messenger RNA of Xylona heveae TC161, 2097 nucleotides long. RefSeq lists its product as hypothetical. The record is from RefSeq and is a predicted model, not a curated record. The transcript is spliced from 6 exons. The coding region runs from base 58 to 2043 and encodes 661 amino acids. Gene Ontology annotation, biological process: mitochondrial translation; glutaminyl-tRNAGln biosynthesis via transamidation. Lineage: Eukaryota; Fungi; Ascomycota; Xylonomycetes; Xylonales; Xylonaceae. Gene Ontology annotation, molecular function: glutaminyl-tRNA synthase (glutamine-hydrolyzing) activity.